AUGUCGACAGGAUUUGGCCGAACAUUCUACCUGGGCACCUCGUCCAAUUGGUCCUUUGCUCGAAAGGUUCUAAGCAUGAUUCACGAGCAUCUCUACGACUCCCCUCUCCCGACAGACAGGCGUCAUUUCGACGAGACUGCCUACGAACUAGGCUGGGAUGGCUUGCGAACGUCCAUGUCAACUGAAGUUCCAAUGGUUCCCACCCUCGACUUCUCCAUGUACCUCCUCAACGCGGUCAAAUUCCAUGUUGGCCAACUAUUCCAUAUCUUCGACGAGCUGUCCUUUAUGGAGGGCCUCUACGCCUACCACGAGAAUCCUGUCCAUCGGACUUCCGCCGAUCCCCUGUGGUAUAUUCAAUAUCUACUAAUUCUGGCAUUUGGCAAGGCCUUUACAGUGCAAAGAGGCCCAAGUACUCGGCCCGCGGGAUGCGAGUUUUUUGUCAAGGCGCUGCAGCUACUACCGGAUUUGACCCAUCUCAACCAAUAUCCAAUGAUAUCAACUGAGAUCCUGUGCUGCGUAGCACUGUAUCUACAGUCUCUGGACUUUCGGUCGUCAGCCUACGGUUUUAUCGGCCAAGCCGUGCGACUUUCUCUGGCCUCCGGUAUGCACACAAACAUGCCAAUUGACCAUCUAGGCGGAGAAGCGCUUCAGCGACGACGCAGAAUCUGGUGGACGGUAUACAUCCUCGACCGCCAAAUGACUUCUCUGAUGGGUCUUCCACAGUCAAUCGAGGAUAACCAGAUCUAUCAUGAGCUCCCGCUGUUCCCUGAAUCACCACAUAAGGUCACCGCGCUGAGUAUAGAAAUUAAAAUGUGCCAGAUCAUUGCAGACGUCAACAGGACUGUAUAUGGAGUCGAUGGUCGUCUCAAUAGGAAGUUCCUCUCGAGUACCAAGACUGCUCUGGGGAAUACCGCCAACCUAGACACCAGAUUGCAAGAGUCCCAUCGUCUCGGGCUAGAUGAGUCUAGUCCAAAUGGGGUGUCUCGUCUGUCAGCACAUCUUCACCUCUUAUACCAUCAGUGCAUAGUACUAGCAACACGACCACUAUUAUUCUGCUUUUUGAAAAUGCGACUUCAAAGCUUGGACCCAAACGCAAAGCCUCUCACCUCCUCAGCUAUCGUUUGCAAACUGCUUCAGGUAUGCGUCGAGUCUGCUAAGCAAAUGCUGAACAUCCUUGUCAUUCUGCAAAAGCAAACUUUGCUUGAUAGCUUCCUCCCAUUCGACCUCGAAUCCACAUUCGUAUCCGCCCUAGUACUCUUGCUAGCGCCCUUUGUCGAUCCAUAUCUUUUAGACGACUCUCUGCCAUGGCUCCAAAAGGCAUACGAUGUCCUAGACGAAAUGAUAUACCGUGGAAAUCAAAUCGCCGCGUUUCGAAGAUCAGAUCUCGAGCAACUGCACGAUCUGCUGAGAGAGUCUUCAGGACAAUGUGGUCGCCGCGAGGAGAUGAUCUCUCACAUGUCAUUGCUUUAUAGUGAGGAGAGUCAGUUUGGGGAUGCUGCUGACUUGACGACUGCUGAUAUAAUGGCUGUAGCGGAGUCGAUUGAUUCUGUGGAUGUGGAUUGGAUGGCGCAUGCUGUUACGGAGAAUUGUAUUUGGUGA
Messenger RNA from Aspergillus chevalieri, 1599 nucleotides. RefSeq names its product fungal specific transcription factor domain-containing protein. The coding region runs from base 1 to 1599 and encodes 532 amino acids. Gene Ontology annotation, biological process: DNA-templated transcription. Gene Ontology annotation, molecular function: zinc ion binding; DNA binding. The transcript has 6 exons. The record is from RefSeq and is a predicted model, not a curated record. NCBI's taxonomy places the organism in Eukaryota, Fungi, Ascomycota, Eurotiomycetes, Eurotiales, Aspergillaceae.